Molecule: messenger RNA, 2350 nt
Organism: Triticum aestivum (bread wheat)
Lineage: Eukaryota; Viridiplantae; Streptophyta; Magnoliopsida; Poales; Poaceae
Exons: 18
Coding region: 197-2095 (632 amino acids)
Source: RefSeq, a predicted model, not a curated record
GAAAAACCCGGUCUAUGUCCCUAAGCAUCUCCUCUAAGCAUGUGAGGCCACGAGGAGCGACCAUCUGGUUUUGAGACAGCUCACGAAACCUCGUCUUGUCCUCCUCUGAGCCGGCGGCGAAGCGAGCGGCGGCGCUCUUCUCGACGACUACGUGGAGGAGACGAACCCGGCCAUAAGUCCGUGUGGAUUCAAGAAAAUGGAUGAGAAGCCAUACGAUGGUGAAGUAUUAACUCGUCGAGUUGAAGAACUCCAGCGGGAACGUGAUGAACUGAGAAAAGAUAUCGAGCAAUUAUGUAUGCAACAAGCUGGGCCUGGUUAUGUUUCUGUUGCAACUCGAAUGCUUUCUCAGAGGACAACAGCUCUGGAGCAGGAUAUUGAGAUCCUUCAGAAGAAGUUAAGUGGAUGCUUAAGAGAGAAUCAAAAUUUGCAAGAGGAGCUUGCUGAGGCUUAUCGAGUUAAGAGCCAGCUUGCUGAUUUAUAUGGUGCUGAGCUAUCAAAGACCAAGGAGCUAGAGCAGCAAGUGAGGUUUUUCCAGAGCAGCGUUGCUCAAGCAUUUGCUGAACGAGAUGGUUCAUUGUUGGAGUGUGAGAAAGCAAAGGAGCGAGAAGAAGCAGGGUUAAAAAUGUGCGCUACCUUUGAGGAAAGGACGAGAGAAUAUCAAACUGCAAUGGAAGAUCAGAAACGUUUGAACGAUGACCUGCAAAUGGAGUUGACAGAACUAAAAGCGCAUACAGAAUCUUCCUUGAAUGUUAUUAAAAAAUUAUACGAAGUUCGUUCCAGAGAAUGUGAAUGCCCUUCAAACAUUACUUUUGAAGAGAAAUGUUCAAUUCUUCUAGAUGAUUCUGCUGACAGUUGGAGUUUCAACCUGGAUGGCGAAACCUCAACUUCGAAGUACAUUGCAUCUCUAGAACAGGAGAAUGAGUCGCUUAAAGCUAAAAUAUCUAAGCUGCAAAGCAAUCUAAGAAUGAGUUUCGAAAUUGAACAUCACUUGCAAAGAAAUGCACGAACACUGGAAAAGAAACAGGCACUCAGUGAUGAUCUUAUGAGAAAUGGUCUGUCUGCUCUUCAAAAAGUCUAUACAUAUCAAAGGGCUGAAAUUAUGAAAAUAUUGGAAGAAGAAUUACUUCUGUUAAGCACGGCUGUUAAUGAGAUUCAAGACAAGUUAACUCAAAUUUGCAUCAAUGCUGAGAUCAUGGGUAACCCUGUUGGGAAGAUGCAAUGCUGUGACAGUAGUUGUAAAGACGUGCAUGUUACUAUGGAUAUUGGCCCUGAAACCAUCCCCAAGGGUGAUGUUCCUACACGUUAUUCUACAACUUUUGAUGAUUCAAAAGCGCUUGCUCAAACUUUGCAGGAGAAGAUGGAGGCGCUUAUGCUUUUCUCACAGGAACAAGAAAGAUACCUGUUGGAAAAACAGAAGAACCAAGCUAUUAUAGAGGACCUUGAGAAGAACUUAUCUCAAGUUAAAGAUGAAAAAGUGAAGGUCUUGAUGGAGUUAGCAAAACUGAAAGAAGCUUAUCUCCUGAAAUGCAGCUCUACUGCAAAUGAUGGUCAUGGUAUUGUUGAUACUCCAAAAAUCACUUCUGGGCAUGACCAACAAGGGAUGCUGAAGACUAUUCUUAACAGAACAUCUCUAAGACAAUGGAUAAAAAAGGAAAAUAAUACUGGGCAUGAGAGCUCUGGUGGAAAUGACCAGACAGUUUGUAGAGGGUGCUCAGUAGAUCUAUCAAGGAUGAAAGUUGAAAAUGCUACCCUUUUGGAAAGUGUUGCUACUAUGGAACGUCUCACUUCUUUGGUUCAUAGGCUGCACAGAGUGCUUAUGAAGGUAUAUGAUGAUGUCAAAUCCGGGUGUUCUUCGGAGAGUAGUUAUGAAGCACUGAGCAGUCUUAUAACAGAAGCAAACCUUAUGAGAACGGCUCUGGGCGUCGUUCUCCCAGUAAGCUGGUCAGGGGAUUCAUCAGGUGGUAUCACUUCAGACUCGCCUAAAUCAUCAAAAUCCGAAAAGGUGGAUCCCCUUGGUUCCGCUAGCAUGGAGAUGUUGGAGCUACUUAUAUUGGCCGCGGAUAUCCUCAGAGAGAGCUUCAUGUUGAAGAAAUGAUUAAGGAUUCAGAAGCAUGUAUACAAUUUAAUCUAUAGAGAGAAUUGUCCGCUUGAGUUGAUUUCUUAAUGUGCACUGCUACUGUGUAAAUGUGCGGAAGUGGAAACUGCUGCAAAAUGUUUGUAUAUGAAGCUGAUGGUUUGCAUGCCAAAGAGAUGGUAAAUCCUGCAAACUGAUGAUUUUGCAUGUCAAAAUUUACCAGCUAGUACUUGUUGACAAAUUACAUGCAUGAGUGAGCGUCUGUGCCAUUUUUAA